Drosophila rhopaloa is the source of this 2129-nucleotide messenger RNA. It is a transcript of the gene l(3)72Dp, whose product is annotated as gamma-glutamyl hydrolase A. Gene Ontology annotation, cellular component: vacuole. The coding region runs from base 666 to 1781 and encodes 371 amino acids. Lineage: Eukaryota; Metazoa; Arthropoda; Insecta; Diptera; Drosophilidae. Gene Ontology annotation, biological process: tetrahydrofolylpolyglutamate metabolic process. The record is from RefSeq and is a predicted model, not a curated record. Gene Ontology annotation, molecular function: gamma-glutamyl-peptidase activity. The transcript is spliced from 5 exons.
GUUUUAUACGUGAAUAAAAGUAGCGAUACAUCGGUUAUUAGUAAAUUAGCUAAUUUUCAAUUAGUAACCGACUAAAACAGGUUUUUAUCCACCUUUCUAUUCAAUAUAUCAAUUAAUCUCGCCACUAUCUAUUGGACUUAGUCUUGAAUCGUCAUACGCAAACUCAUGUCCACUCACACAAGCCAAAAACCUAUGUAAGUAUGAAAGAAAUAAUCGGCGGUGUUUACCUAUAAAUUUGAAUCGAUUGCCGCUCCAGCGGACAGUUCUUAUUAACUGGUGACAGCGGUUGGGUUCCCCUGUGGUAGAAAAGCCUAGUUCUAUCUGGGCUAUACUUCUGGAAAACGGAAAACUCUUGGAUAAGCGCAGCGAUACUAUAAAAUAAUUACCAACCCACAAAAAUAACUCUGAACCAACUAUCUAGAGAAAGAAAUUCGCUAAAAAUACUUCAGAAAUCAAUAGAGGUAUCUGUGAUAAGAACUAUCUGUGAAGCAGAGUAAACAAUGGAAAUAUUACAUAGGAAGUAAUACUUUAAUCUCUGGAUUAAGAUACUUUGAAGCAUUAAGAUUAAGAUACUUCUCAGGACAAUAACCUCUUUGGAUUCUGGAGUUUUGGAAAACUCUGAGAUAACUUAAAGUUGUAAAGAUAUAUAACACAGAGAAUCAAAAAUGCCAAAACUCUUUAUCAGCCUGCUAAUUUCCAUCGGCUCUCUGCUGAUCGCUUCGGCAGCCAUAUCAUCACCCAUCAUUGGAAUUCUCACCCAGGAGGUGUACACCGAUGGCUUGAUCUCUCGACACUUUGAUAACAAGACCAGCUAUAUAGCCGCUUCGUAUGUGAAGUAUCUGGAAGGUGCCGGAGCACGAGUAGUGCCCGUUUGGAUCGGACGUAAUCGCAGCUACUAUGAAGAUCUCAUGUACAAGAUAAAUGGAGUUUUGCUGCCCGGUGGUGCCACUUGGUUCAAUCAGAGCAACGGGUAUGCCGAUGCCGGCGAACAUCUGGUACAGUUGGCAAUGGAACUGAACGAUCAGGGAAUCUUUAUGCCGGUUUGGGGCACUUGUCUUGGCAUGGAACUGAUGGUUUACAAACUGGCUGACGGCAGUGAGCAUCGUAUUAACUGCCAGGGAAAGGGAAUUGCGCUACCAAUGGAGUUUAAAGAAGACUUCAACAAGAGCCGUCUAUUUGCCUACAUCAGUGAUGACAUAGUGGCAAAUAUGGUCAACAAGAAUGUGACCUAUCAUUGGCAUCAGUUUUGCUAUACGGAAAAGGACUUUGAGAGGGAUCUUUUAAACGAGACUUGGCGUGUAUUGUCUUUGAAUCAUGACUGGGAUGGCGUUGAGUUCAUUUCCACAAUGGAACACAAAAAGUACCCCUUUUAUGGAGUACAAUUUCAUCCGGAGAAGCCCAUGUAUGAGUUUACUAAGGCCAGUAUUCCGCAUACCGCAGCUGCUGUAAUAAGUGGUCAAUUCUUUGCCGAUUUCUUUGUGAAUGAGGCCAGGAAAAGUAAUCAGAGCUUCGCCAAUGCCACGGAGCAGGCCAGGGCACUAAUCUACAACUUCAAGCCGGAGUACACUUCGAUUUUGGGAUCCUCCUACAUCCAGCAAUAUUUGUUCACUAAUGACGAAAUGGAAAUUCCCGACAUUCCAGAGAUUCCGGAUGACCCUGAUGAGGGCGGUAAUGGUAAUGGCUACAUUCCCAUUAUUGUCGAUGGCGGUGGUGGUAGUUCCAGCAUACUACCUCUCUUCAGUGGAUUACUCCUUACCUUGCUGAUCCUAUCAAAUAAUUAAUUGAUUGUUUAGCAGUGUUCAGUUAAUUUGUGGCAUGAACUUUGCUCAAGUUAGCGUAUAGUUUCAUAUCUAGAAUGAAAUGAAAUUUGUUUACGCUCUAGAUAUUUACCGAAUUAAGUUUUCAUUCUCGUUGAUCGAUUAUAAACUGUUAUCUUUGCUAUUGUCUAUGUGAUGUGAAAUUCGAGACCCUGCAAUUAUUGUUCAAGCUAUUUACAUGACAGCAAAAUAUGAAAAGAGAUUGUCUUUGUCGCCAAGGGUGACUCAAUUGGUUAAUUAAUGGUUCUUUUUAUAGAUAUAUUUCAUAAGAAGGGAUUAUAUAAUAAAUGUUUUAAAUGAUAAAUUGAUAAA